Messenger RNA from Solanum pennellii, 1633 nucleotides. RefSeq names its product BLOC-1-related complex subunit 8 homolog. NCBI's taxonomy places the organism in Eukaryota, Viridiplantae, Streptophyta, Magnoliopsida, Solanales, Solanaceae. The transcript has 4 exons. The record is from RefSeq and is a predicted model, not a curated record. Bases 381 to 1178 code for a protein of 265 amino acids.
AUUUUCCUUUUCUAUGUUGGUUUUGGUUUCAACAUCUAACAUAGUACAGACAAAAACCUAAUUCUCUUGCCUAUAAUUCUAUAUUAAAUAGCCUUGUCGAAACCCAUCAACUGGUCGAAGGAAGCUUCAAAUUUUCUACUUUGAUCUAUUGCAUAAAUCUCAACUUCAAAUUGGCUUAUUAGUGGACAUGAUCUAUGUUCAACAAUAUCCUCGCGGAAGAUUCUUUACACUAAGUGUAAUUCAUGUUACGUUAAUCUGCUGAAGUGGAAACAGAAAAACCCAUCUGAGGGUACCUAGUUGAUAUAACCAAACAUCUGUAUUGAAGAAGGCGUAUAAAUGCAGCAACUAAAAGUGAUGAUGAACCGUUGGCCUUCAAGAAAAUGCAUGAAUUUUCCACAGUGGACGGCUUUGUAGAGAUAAGUGAAUCCUUGGCGGACAUGAUAAAGUUCAUUGCAAAUGAGCCCUCUGUUGGGCUUUUCUAUAUUCAACAGCAUUCCCAGAAAGCAGCCCCCAACCUUGUUAAUCUCAAAAACAGUAUCGAAGAAAAAUCCCGUGAAAUGGCACUUCACACUGAAGAUUCGGAUGAUUCCAUCACCGUGAUAAGGUCGAUGAAAGAGUGUGGCCUUCCAAUUGCUAAUGGUAUGAUCAAAGAUCUCAGACAUACCCUGGCUGUCAUUUCAAAGAAACAACCAAAAAAAGGAUUGAUUAGCGGAACCAGUUCUAGCUUCCCAGUAAGUAUAGCUACCUCUUGGAGUCCUUCCACCUGGGUUCGUAAUACUGUUUCAGAAGAGGAUGAUAACAGGACAGCUGGAUAUCUCUCGAAUGUUUUUCAGUCUGCAAAACAGAAGGCUAGUAACUUCAAGUGGCCUCAGUUAGAAACCGGAGAAUCACUACCAGCCAAGAGUGAACCAUCUUCAUCAGACAAGGAUGAACCAUCUGUGACCCAUAUUAAUGACGCGCUAUUAGCUGCAGAUGUGAGCUCUUCGUCCUCACUUGGACGGACUAACAGUGAAGACUUAACAUUGUCAAGUCAAACUGCAAAUGAGCUACAACAAGAACAGGUAAACAAAAGCAUGUCCUAUGACCAACUGCUGUCUUUAACCGAAAACUUUGAUGAAUUCAAAGCAGAUAAAGAAGCGAAACUAGAAGAGUGGUUGGGAGGGACGUUGAAAUCAUAAUGCUGGUCCGGAGAAAAAGGAAAGCUGAAGUCCUUUAAGCUCGAUUGAACUCUUAGACAUCGACGAUACUUUUCUUAUGAAGGAAACUCUCUUCCUGUAUCAUGAUUUAUAUACUUUUAUUAUACUAGAUGAAAAAUGUAUAAGUGAGAGUCCAUUGUACAAGUGGAGUGUCGCGCGCCUUGGCAGCGGUGAAGUUGUCUCUGUGACCUAUAGGUUGCUCUGGAUAAGCUGUCUACAACACACCCUUUAGAGGUGCAGCCCCCCCUCCCCCCAGUCCUGCGUGAAUACAGGGUAGUUAGUGCAUCAGACUGCCUUUUCUGUCCUUGUUGUGUUUGUACAUUGAGGAAUGUAUUGUCUGUAAACUGCUUUAGCUUAUUAUUAUGGUGGUCUGAAUAAUCACUUUCGUCGUCCAAAUAUGAAACCAAAUAAUACCAAGGGGUCAUUUCGUUCGUAUA